This is a messenger RNA of Cynoglossus semilaevis (tongue sole), 2422 nucleotides long. It is a transcript of the gene gsc, whose product is annotated as goosecoid. Lineage: Eukaryota; Metazoa; Chordata; Actinopteri; Pleuronectiformes; Cynoglossidae. Gene Ontology annotation, molecular function: RNA polymerase II cis-regulatory region sequence-specific DNA binding; DNA-binding transcription factor activity, RNA polymerase II-specific. The record is from RefSeq and is a predicted model, not a curated record. Gene Ontology annotation, cellular component: nucleus. Gene Ontology annotation, biological process: regulation of transcription by RNA polymerase II. Bases 784 to 1524 code for a protein of 246 amino acids. The transcript has 3 exons.
AGUUUUGACGACGUAGACAUGAUGCUCCGUGACUCCGCGUAAAAUCACAGAUUUAAACUAUUAGUAAUAGCGAGUAAACGACACACACACAAAACUAUCAAAGUACAUAACGUAAUACUACGUGUACUAUCCAUAUCUCCUUUCAAGACAGAGGAGAACAUAUUAGAAAUGAAAUAGUGUUGUAUUCGGGGUGCGGUUUUUUUCAUUGGUCAUCAGAGACUACUAAAAUAAUAAUAAAAAAUAACAAAAAAGGAACACGCAAAACCACAUUUGUCAUUUGUAUAAACGACACUGAUAUUGUAUUUAGUAUUUUUUUAUUACCAUAGUCGUGACGCUGGAACCACAAACUCCACUAGUCCGUUAGAAUCACGGGGUUCUAGAAUAAAGGAAAAGGCCUUUUAUUAUAAACUGUAUGCAUCAAACGGUGGUGCCUUCACUGACGUCAGAAACAUUUCGGUAACUGUGUAGAAACACCAUUUCACCCCCUUCGGAUUAACCUAAUUCAAUUAAUUCUUAAUUCACAAAUGAUCUGCGGCUAAUCUCGCCGUUAGUCGGCCUGACGUCAGCAGCAUAUAAAAGCAGCCGUGCCCUCUGAUGGUCUCAGUCGGUCAGAGCAGCAGUCUGCAGGCGCUCACUCACAGCCAGACGCAUCAACCAUGACAACGUUCUAAGAAACGCAGUCCUUUCAGAAAGAUCGAGAAAAUCCCAACCAGAGGUUUCACUUCCACGUGUUGACUGAAACUUUUCCAUCCACUCCCGGUUCCCCUCGUGUCUGCCUGUGUAAUGCCCGCCGGGAUGUUUAACAUCGACAGCAUCUUGUCCGCCAGACCGAGUUGCAAGGAGCCGCUGCUGCUACAGAGGAGCGCUCCGGUGGUGCUGUCCACCGGCCUCACGGAUUCUAUCUACGCCGACUACAGCUCACUCUACACGGCCACGUGCGGACCCUCCUCGGCCAGCAUUCACUCUGCAGUCAACGGGACCCGGAUCGGAUAUAACGGCUACUACUACGGACAGCUGCAGAUCCAGAGCGCAGGAGGAGGAGGAGGAGGAGGGCCGCCGUGCUGCGGCCCUGUGAGCGGCCUCAGCCCGCAGCAGUGUCCAUGUUUACCUACAGGCUACGAAAGCCCGGCCUCGGUGCUCCUGUCCCCGGUGCCUCAUCAGAUGGUGUCCUACAUGAACAUGGGCAGCCUUUCUCGCAGUGAACUGCAGCUCCUCAACCAGCUGCACUGCCGCAGGAAACGCCGGCACCGCACCAUCUUCACCGACGAGCAGCUGGAGGCUCUGGAGGGCCUCUUCCAGGAGACCAAGUAUCCGGACGUGGGCACCCGAGAGCAGCUCGCCCGCAAGGUGCAUCUCCGAGAGGAGAAGGUCGAGGUUUGGUUUAAGAACAGACGCGCGAAGUGGAGGCGGCAGAAAAGGUCUUCGUCAGAGGAGUCAGAAAACUCGCAGAAGUGGAACAAAUCCACCAAAUCGCCCACGGAGAAAACCGAGGAGAGUAAAAGUGACGUGGACUCGGACAGCUGAUAGUCACAGUGACUCUGGAAACGUGACGCGCGCGCGCCCGUGUGGGUGCGUGCGUGCUUGUGUACAUUCUUAGUGGAAAGUGACGUGGACUCCACAUGCAUAUUGAUUGUGGUGGUGUGAUGAACCGUGUUGCACAGCUGUAAAUAUCUACAUUUUAUUAUGGGUUCCAUGUGCUCUAUUUAUAUUUAAUUUAAUUUUGUUUUUGCAUAAUAUAAGUGCACGUUGCAGGGUCGUGUCUGAAAAUGUUAUGUUCUGUGCGACAUUUUAUGGAUAUUAUAGAUGUGGUCGUUCUUACAUUUGAUUUCCGCUGUUAACAUGAUGAGCUGCGGCCGCUCAGCGCCUGCGGCGGCACGAGGCGCCCAGCUGCUGCAGGAGGGAUAAUAUACCCAUGGUUUGUCAGUUUACUUUGAAGAAAUAUAUCAAGCUACCUAGAAGACAAGGAGUAUACAUUAAAAUAUACGUGAACCGUGUCAAAUAUGGUGUCUUUGGGUUUUUUAUUAUAACCAUUGCUAAUAUUAUUUGCUAAUAAUAUUUAAAUGCGGGACUACAGAAAUGAAACACAUUAACCAAACUUUAGUUUAUAUACACGCUAUAAAGAAUGAUGACCAUAUUUCAACCAAUACAGAGGCAGCGGUAAAAGAGACGAGUCUUUCCUUUUCAUCAUUUCAUACCUGACCAUCUCUUUCUAUUAAAAACUACCAUCAACACCGAUGUUCUGGGUCAAUCUUUUUUUUUGUUUUACUCCAGUAUCAAAUAUUCAUUUUUACUCAUCCUUGAUCCUUGUAUUUGCUUUAUCCCGCUUGAAUAUAUUCUUAAUCAGACCGUGUGCGCACAUGUCAAAUAUUGAAUCAAUAUAAUGUAAGGCAGUAAGGCAGACUAUUUGCCCCCAACAAAUCUA